AGUUUUCUGAACUUUUCAUUUACAUGUGGAGAAAGCUGGUCUGCUCCUAGCUGGUGGCACAGAGAUAAACUGGGCUAGUAAGAGCUCAGAGCUGGAAGAUUAUGUCAGUCAUGUGCUUUCUCUAGCCUAGUUUCCUGAGGUGUGUGGUCAGGUGUUCAGCUAAGAUUCCUCCCAGGCAAAUAUACACAUGUACACACAUGAAUAAGCAUAUGUACAUGUGCAUAAAUAUAUACAUGUACACACAUAAACAUCUAUUUUGAGACAGAACUAUACUAGACGGGCUGGAGAGAGAUGACUGAGCAGUUAAGAGCACUGGCUGUGCCAGGCAGCAAUGGUGCAUAUCUUUAAUUCCAGCACUUGGGAGGCAGAGACCUCUAUAAAUUCAAGGCCAGUCUGGUCUAUAAGAGCUAUUUCCAAGGGCAGCCAGGGCUGUUACACAGAGAAACCCUGUCAGCACCCACAUGGAAGCUCACAGCUGUCUAGCUCCACAGUUCUAGUCACAGCUUUAGUUCCAAGGGGUCUGACACCUCAUGCAUGCAGACAAAACACCAAUGCACAAGAAGAAGAAAAUAAAGGUUGACAGCACAAACAGAUGAAUCUGAUAAAACUAUUUCCAGAACAGGGGAGGAAAAAAAAAGUUACUAGAUUCCCCCCUCCCAAUUUCCUAGUCAACUACUAAGAGAGAAUUCUAACUUCUGUAUAGGCUGGAAAAGUGACUCAAGGGUUAAGGGCACAUGCUGCUCUUGCAGAGUUCCAUUUCCAGCACCAUGUGUCAGGCUGCUUACAACUGCCUGUAACUUCAGCUCCAGAGAGAUCUAAUGCUAAUGCCUCUGGCCUCUGAAGGUGCAUACACACACAUACACAUACAUACAUACAUACACACACACACAGAGAGUAGAUAUAAGUGAAUUCCAGGAUAGCCAGGGCUACACAGAGAAAUCUUGUUUCGAUAAACCAAAAUAAAAUAAAAAGCACACAACAGGAACUAGAGUGACUUAGCAAUUAAAAAAGCUUAAUGCUCUUGCAAAAGACUCAGGUUUGAUUCCCAGCACCCACAUUAGAAAGCUCAUACCACCUACAAAACCAGUGCGCACACACACUACACACAGUGCACAUAAAUUCACACAGUACACAAACAUAUAUUAACAAAUAUCAUUCUAAAAAUUAAGUUCCACUCUCUUACCACAAUAAAAUAAAGUACAUCACUAUUACAAUGGAAGCAGGAGAAUCAUACCAGCUUGGGCUACAUGAUAUUCUGUAUCCAAAGGGAAAAAAAAUGCUGGUGAGAUCGCACAGCACUUGAGAUUGUACAGAUCUGAGUUCAGUUCCUAUCACCCACAUCUGACAACUCACCCAUAUGUAACUCUAGCUCCAGAAUGCUCUGGUACCUCUGGCCUCCAAAGGCACCAUGUGCACAUAUUCCCCCCUCGUCCUACACCACAAAUUAAAAAUAAAUUUUAUGGGCUAGAGAGAUGGCUCCAAAGGUUGAGAGCACUGACUGCUCUUCUAGAGUUGGGUUCAAUUUCUAGCACCCACAUGGCAGCUCAUAACUGUCUGUAACUUCAAGAUCUAACACCCCCACAGAGACAUACAUGCAGGCAAAAGAGCAAUGUACAUAAAAUAAAAAUAAAUAGGGCCAGGUGGUGGUGAUGCACACCUUUAAUCCCAGGACUCACAAGGCAGAGGCUAGUUUGGUCUACAGAGCUAGUUCUAAGACAGCUAAGGCUGUUACACAUAGAAACCUUGUCUCGAAAAACCAAAAGAUAGACAGACAGACAGAUAGGCAUGGUAGUUUAGGUUGCAACAUUUUAGAAGGGGAAUCAAGAGGAUCAGGAGUUCGAGGUCAUCCUCAGGUACUUGGUGGUCUGGAAGUCCCCAUGAACUUUAAGAUUUAUUUUUUUGUAGGCAGUGGUGGUGCACACCUGUAAUCCUAGCACUCAGUUGGGUCUCUGUGAGUUCAAGGCCAACUUGACAGCUAAGGCUACAGGGAGAAAACAAACAAACAAACAAAAAAGAAUUAUUUUGUGUGUAUGACUUUUUGCCUGGUGUAUGUCUGUGAAAUACGGGUGUGCCUUGUGCAUGCAGAGGCCAGAAGAGGGCAUCACAUCCCUUGAACUGGAGUUACAGAAGGUUACAAACGCCCAUGUCCAUGCUGGAAACAGAACUUUCAGGCCCUCUGGAAUAUCAACCAGUGCUCUCAACCACUGAGACAUCUUUCCAGUCCCAACAAGAACUAUCUUAAGAUCCUAUCUCAGAAAGAAAACAGAAAAAAGAUAAAUGACUGAAAGAUGCAGAUGGCUGGACAUGAAUACCAGCCAUGUAACACAUAAAACACAAGUUAGAUACUUUAACACAGACAGCACAUGUGGUCUUAAACAUUUUGAAUAUUGUUGACUGAUUUAAGUAUAACUUAAUAUACCAAAUGAGUGAGGAAGAAAACAGCAAAAUCUUCCUAAGAGAAAUAAAAUUCACCAACAAAACAUAAUUUUUUCUUCAAAAAAAAAAAGUUUUAAGCCCAUAGUUUAAGAUUAUUAGAAAAAAAGCAUAAAAAGAAUUCAAAUGACCAUGAAUUUAUACACUACAUAAUAAAGUUAAUGAAGUAAAACAGACACUAGUUCGGGUGGUGGCAGCACGUGCCUUUAAUCCUCCAGCACUCGGGAAGCAGAGGCAGGUGGAUCUCUGUGAGUUCAAGGCUGCGGUCUGUCUACCGAUUGAGUUCCAGGGCAGCCAAGACUACGCACACGCAGAGGUUUGUUUAAACAAGGUCUGCGAGUGGGGGACUUACACUAGCAACAUGGGACAAGCACCAAUGGGGACUAAGCACUAGCUUUAACGGAAGCAAACAAGUUUGCAACAGCGGGACACCAACGGCUUGCUCCCGUUCCCUUCAGUCCUUUACCGCUCUCAGCUUGAACUGAGUGAGCCCUCCUCGGAAAACCGAGAAAACGACACUUUGGCUUACGGGGGAAGAGCUCAGAGGUCCUAACACACUGGAACUUCUGGAUAAGCGACCGCUUGUCCACUAGCUGAAUCAUCUGCUCAGAAAUGGGACCCACAGCAGAGUGAGCAGGAGAAAACGAACUCCUAAGACGCAAUUUAGCGGAGUGGUGAAGCAGAGGCGACCUGACUCUCUCCCGUCACGGCCACACGGUCCCGCCCCCCCGGCUUCCCACCUCCGUCCACCCGCGUCCCUGGAGCAGACGGCAGCUCCUGUCACCUCUGCUGGGAGGACCCCUUCCCGGGAGCGCCGCCCGCCGGGCUCGGCCGGGCUCCAUCCCCGGGAGACCGAGCGUGUCCGAGUGGAAGAGUCUUCCAGCAAAGCUGCUAUGGCUGGGAGUCCUGAGGGCCGGGGCCGCACAUCCCCGGGAUCCCCUCGGGGAGCAGCGCCAGCAUUCGGGAUCGGGCUCCCCUGCUUCUCGGCGUCUCGCCGUGUCGGACCCGGUCGCCUCGCACCGCGGAGCGCCCCCCGCCGCACCGGGACCGGGGUCCGCCCGAGGGAGAAGGGCGGGCCGGCGGGCGCCCCGCAGCCGGAAGGGGCUUGCCUCGCAAGCAGGCCGGCCUCCGGCCCGGCUCACCUCAGGUCGUUCUCGGGAAGGUACUUGCACUGCCACGCAAUCUCCACAUACUUGUCCAGAUCUAGCGGCGCCAUUUUAGGAAGAACGAGCCACGGCGAAGGCAGCGGCGGCAGCUGAAGUACCGGAGGCAGCGGCGGAGGCCGAAGCCGGAACCCUCCUUACGUCACGUCCGACCCGGCAUCAUGAAGCAGCUGCCCGUCUUGGAGCCUGGAGACAAGCCCAGGAAAGCCACAUGGUACACCCUGACUCUCCCUGGAGACAAGCCCUGCCCUCGUGUUGGUCACAGCUGCUCAUAUUUACCCCCAGUUGGCGAUGCCAAGAGAGGAAAGGUCUUCAUUGUAGGGGGAGCAAAUCCAAACCAAAGCUUCUCAGAUGUGCAAACCAUGGAUUUGGGGACGCAGCAGUGGGACACGGCCACCAGGGAAGGUCUCUUGCCUCGGUAUGAGCAUGCCAGCUUCAUUCCCUCCUGUACACCUCACAGCAUCUGGGUGUUUGGGGGUGCGGACCAGUCAGGAAAUCGAAAUUGUCUGCAAGUCUUGAAUCCUGAAACCAGGACUUGGACUACACCAGAAGUGAGCAGCCCCCCACCGUCCCCAAGAACAUUCCACACAUCAUCAGCAGCUAUCGGAAACCACCUGUAUGUCUUUGGGGGAGGAGAGAGAGGUGCCCAGCCCGUGCAGGAUGUGACGCUGCAUGUAUUUGACGCAAGCACUUUGACCUGGUCUCAACCAGAGACACAUGGAAGUCCUCCAUCUCCCCGGCAUGGCCAUGUGAUGGUUGCAGCAGGGACAAAACUCUUCAUCCACGGAGGCUUGGCAGGGGACAAGUUCUUUGAUGAUCUCCAUUGCAUUGAUACAAGUAAUAUGAAAUGGCAGACGCUUAGUCCCACGGGGGCUGUUCCGUCAGGCUGUGCUGCCCACGCAGCCGUGGCUGUAGGAAAGCAUGUCUAUGUGUUUGGAGGGAUGACGCCCACUGGAGCACUGAACACAAUGUAUAAGUAUCACACAGAAAAGCAGCACUGGACCGCACUUCAGUUUGAUACUUUUCUGCCCGCUGGACGCCUGGACCACUCCAUGUGUGUCAUCCCAUGGCCAGUGAUGUCCACCUCAGAGAAUGAAGACUCAGAUUCUCUCAUCCUCAGCUGUGAAGCUGAGAAAGGGGGUACUGAUGACAAACAAGUGACUCGGGGUAGCGGGUCACCUGAGGAAAGGCAGACUCCCACGCUGCUCUGUUUUGUCUUUGGUGGGAUGAACACAGAAGGGGAGAUCUAUGACGACUGUAUUGUCACUGCAGUUGACUAAUAAAACCCACGUUUUUAUUGUUAGUUUUUACAAAAGCAAAGGCUCUGAGUCAUGCUGCCAAACACUCUACACAGUGUAUUCUCUUAACCAAGAGGAUGGGACGGGAUGGUGUACACCUCUAGUUACACAAGGGAAGUAGAGGCAGAAGGGUCACCCUCAGCUACACAGUAGAUUGGAGGCCAGCCUGGGCCACACAACAUGGAUGCUGUCUCCAAAAAGAACGACUUUAAGAUGGCUCAGCAGAUAAAGGCACUUACCCCUAAACCUGAUGACCUGAGUUCAAUCCCAGGAAACCACAUCAUGGAGAACCAACUCCUAGUUGUCCUCUGACUUCUACAUGCUGCUGUGAUGGUGUUCACUCACGUGGUGGGUGGGUGGGUGGGUGGGUGGAAGGAAGGAAGGAAGGAAGGAAGGAGGGAGAAUGGGUGGAAGGGUGGAUGGAUGGAAGGAUGGGUGGAUGAAGGGUGGGUGGAUGUAUGGGAGGAAAGGAUGGUUGAAUGGUUCAUUUUUUUAAAAUAAAUUUCCAUCAUGUAUGGUGCAUGCCUUUAAUCCUAGCACUUGGGAGGCAAAGGCAAGUGAUUUCUGAGUUCAAGGCCAGAGUGGACUAUAGAAUGAGUUCCAGGACAGCCACAGCUGUUAUAUAUUGUGGUUCCUCAGAAACACCAACAGACAAAUCUCUAGGCAGACCUGGGGUUUAAGUAAGUCUGUGAGCCAAAGCUCUGUCAAAUGUUAACACUGGCCUUGUUUGCUUCAUGCUGGAAUAUAUGUAUAAUCUCCAUCUUGCACUUUUAACUGGAUGGCCCAGUGCAACAAUUCCAUUAUAAAGUUUUACCAGCAAUGAAAUCUGUAGAUACCCAAACUAGGUAUUGGAGUAGAUAUUUCUCAGUGGGAAUCUUUUUAAUGUGCAUUAGUCAUUAGAAGUGCAGACGGGCUGGAGACAGCUCAGUUUAGAGCACUGCUUUAACUGAGGACCCACACGGUAGCUGACACGUCUCUAGUCCAGCUCCAGGGGAUCCUAUGCCUGAAGUAGGCAAAACAGUCAAAGUACUGACAAAAGCUGUGUGAGGUAUUUCAGUUCAUAAGCCUGAUUGUGCACCUCCCCUAAACCUUGUUCAUCUUGGGCACAUGACCCAUCUAAAAACGGGGGAGAGCAGGAAGCAGAGCAUGGUGGUGGGUGUAUGCAGAGCCUAGUGUGCAUAGUGGGACCCUGAUAUGUUUUUAAGAGUGCUAACACUGGAGGACUAGAGUGAAGACUCUUACUCCUGUUUACCCUUUGACCUGCCAUGAAGCCAAGGCCAAUUUUAACAUUUGACAGGGGCUGGCCUCAAAGUGUCAUUCCCCUGUCUCAGCAUCAGAGUGCUAGGAUUAUAGGUAUGAAGUAUCUAUCAUGCACCUGCCCAUCACUUUUUUAGUAUAGGGAAUCCUGCCUCAGCCAGCUUCCUGAAUAUAGGAAUUACUGGCAUGAGACACCAUGCUGGGUUCAAAUUAUAUCAGAUAGCACACAAAUAUGCAGCUCAGGUUUGUUCUCAGAUCCCCAAAUCCAUCAUUCUGAGUAAAUGUUACAGCUGGCUGCUCAGUCGUAGAACACCCAUCUUUGAGCAGUACUGAAUUUCAUGUUAGCUCUGAACAAAAUCCUGAUUAUACUCAUUACCUAGUGCAUCCCUUUCCCGAGGAGGCCAAUCCAAACCAUCGUCUACCAGUCCUCUGACUAUCAAGUAAAGUUUAUAAUUAACAUUUCAGAAGUGGGGAUUCUCCCAAAUGAGGCUUCAGACCAUGUUGUGGUUCAUAAGCCCUCAUGAACUAGCUAACUGAAGCUGGUAUUUCAUUAAUGUUCCUGCUUCCAGCCUGAGCCACUACAUCCACUAUGCAGUGCUGGGUGUCAGACAUGCCAAUUGAAGUAAAUCCUUAGGCUGCAGAGAGGAUCUGGAACUCACUAUGUAGACAAUUGAUGGCCUCAGAGAUCCUCCUGCCUCGGACUCCAUCAAAGGUGUGUACCACUGCAUUUUCAAACUAUACAUCUUAAAAUAUAAAUCACAAACUAAGUACCACCCAGUGACAGGCCGUGGGUUUGAUUUGACACCACAAAGAAAAAUAAAAUUCAAGUGUAUAAGUCAUCAGGUUGCUCAAAAAAAUUUCUUCUCAAGCCGGGAGAUGGUGGCGGACGCCUUUAAUCCCAGCACUCGGGAGGCAGAGGCAGGUGGAUCUCUGGGAGUUCGAGGCCAGCCUGGUCUAAAAGAGCUAGUUCCAGGACAGGCACCACAGCUACAGAGAAACCCUGUCUCGAAAAACAAAAACAAAAAAAAUUCUUCUCCAGCAGAGGAUCAAACCAGGGCUUCUUUACACUUACAAAGCAAUGCCCUACUACUGAGUAACUAUCCACUUUACAUCUUUUCAGACAGCCGCAGUUCCCUAGGCGGGUCUUGGAGUAUUCUCUUGCCACAGCUGGAAUUACAAGCCUGGCACAUCACCAAUUCAGAAGAAAAUCCAUAGCCCCACAGCAUUACUUAACAAUAAAAAUCAGAUAAGGUAGUAACGGUGCACACUUUUAAUCCCAGCACCCAGGAGGCUGAGACACAUGGUUCCAGACCAGCCUGGCCUAAAAUGUGAGUUCUAAGAGAGGCAAGGUUACACAGAGAUCUUGUCUUGAAAUACCAAAACCAAAGAACAACAAAAAACACCCAGAAAGCAGUUUUACAAAGGGGAAGUAAGAAUUCAAUCAUGUUGAAGAGAACUAGGAAUGACAAGGGUCAUUUCAUACAGCAAAACCCUUUGCCUUGCUGUAAAGCUAGACAAAUUUCCCAGGGAGUGGUACCACCCAAAUCACAAGCCUCCACCUCCACCCUCCCUUUCCUGCCGAACAGAUAGGCAGACCUGAGAAUCCGGCCUUAAAUUUUAGUUAUCUAAAAUAAAAGACAGAUAAUUAUAAGGUUUUCACAAAAAUUAGACCAGUGUAAAUAACAAACAUUUAUUGGUGUCACUUAUGGUAGAAAAAAGUUCCUACACCAGAUGUGCAUGACCCAAUUGUUAAAUAGAACAUUUCCAAGGUGAAAUAUUGUAAAUACUGGACU
This is a messenger RNA of Alexandromys fortis (reed vole), 7944 nucleotides long. RefSeq names its product Rab9 effector protein with kelch motifs (gene Rabepk). Gene Ontology annotation, molecular function: protein binding. The record is from RefSeq and is a predicted model, not a curated record. Lineage: Eukaryota; Metazoa; Chordata; Mammalia; Rodentia; Cricetidae. The transcript is spliced from 8 exons. Bases 3758 to 4876 code for a protein of 372 amino acids.